AUGCAAACCAUCGCAUUAGAUGCACUGGCGAUAGCCACAGUUCAGACACGACUAGAUACGCGUCAAUCCACAUAUCAAGAUCAGCAGACAUACCAUGAAACGAACAUACCAAGGCACGGGAACAAAUGCCAGAGCUGUUGGCACCGGCAUCGGCAUCGACAUUCGGCUUUCCCAAAUCCACCUCACCAAAGACAGAAAGCCACGAGUAAGGUCGGAUUGCUCAGGAAGCAGUCUCGAGUGGACCGCGGCGGGGUUUAUCGCGUAAAUACUCCGUACGGUCAAACUGAUUCCAUCUCGCGACUCCAUGUAUUCGCAAAACAGUCCCUUCUGAGACUAAGACGAUGGCUGCCCCAUAGAAAGAGACCGCAGACAGGCGCCACUCGAUCGACACAUGAAGGGUUCUCCGGACAGAAUAUGCUCCGCUUCGCAACCCACCGCACGCCACGCCUAACGCCCUUGACAGUCUGUCAGGUGUACUGUCAGGUCAGAGUAAAUGUUGUGUCACCGCGAUAA
This is a messenger RNA of Colletotrichum costaricense, 513 nucleotides long. RefSeq lists its product as uncharacterized. NCBI's taxonomy places the organism in Eukaryota, Fungi, Ascomycota, Sordariomycetes, Glomerellales, Glomerellaceae. The record is from RefSeq and is a predicted model, not a curated record. The transcript has a single exon. Bases 1 to 513 code for a protein of 170 amino acids.